AGAGUGCAUAAAAAAGGAAAACCCUAGAAGAAAUCUCUCGACAGUUAGAGACGAUAUCCUCUUUACCUUCGGAGUCAAGUUUGUUGUUGCGUAAAGCGGAAGCUAUCAUCACAAACAAUGGAGAACGAUGUAGAGAGACCGUACGCUGUUCUAACGAUGGAUGAAGUUAAAGAAAAGAUGAAAAAAGAGAUCUCUGAAAUCUCUGAAAUCUUCUUGAUAUCAAAAUCCGAUGCGACCGUACUUCUCAUGUUUCUCCGAUGGGACUCGAAUCGGGUUUUGGAGCGUUUGGGUGAAGACGCGGAGAAACUAAUGACUGAAUCAGGUUUGAAAUCAGUUGUAAUUGAUUCGAAUCAAGAUUUAUCUGAUGUAUCUUGUGGGAUUUGCUCUAAGAUUGGUGAUGGUGAUGGUUUAAUCUCCACGGCUUGUUGUUCUCACAAGUUGUGCAACACUUGUUGGAGCGAGUAUCUUGAGAAGAAUUUCUUCUCUGUGGAGAAAAACCAAACUGCAAUCUCUUGUCCUGAUCAAUCUUGUCGAGCUGCUGUUGGACCGGACACGAUUGAGAAACUCACCGUACGUGAUCAAGAGAUGUACGAGAAGUAUGUUCUGAAAUCUUACCGUGAGAGAUGUCUGGGAUGGAAGAUCAAACAGUGUCCUGCUCCGGGUUGCAAUUACAACAUUGAGUUUCAUCUGGCGAGUGAAGAUGAAGAGCAUAGCUUAAACAUUGUGUGUCUCUGUGGUCAUAUCUUCUGUUGGAGAUGCAUGCUUGAGUCACACAGACCAGUGACCUGCAACAACGCUUCUGAUUGGUUGUCUAGAGACUUGAAGAAAUUGAUAGGAGAAGUAGACAAGCCAUCGACCCUCUCCUGGAUUGAAACCAAUACCAAGCCUUGCCCUCAUUGCUUUAUUCCUGUGGAGCUUGAUGAUGUACACCAAUGGAACCAGUUCUUGACAUGUGCCUGCAGUGGGCGUUUCUGUUGGAAGUGUUUUCAGUCACCGGAAGCUCACGGAAUCUAUGGAUCCUGUUUUGCACCGGAGGAUUUGAGCAAUGUUGGUUUCAGUCGUUGGAGCAAUGUUGGUUCCAAUCCUUGGAGCAAUAUUGGUUUCAAUCGUUGGAGGAGAGCAGAACCGGAGAAGAUUUCGUGUUUGGAUCUCUGGAAGGCGAGUCAGGUUUCACUGGAGCAAGCUAAAUCCGAGCUAGAAGCUUUCGAGGAAUCCAUAAUCAAGAAACCUAGUGACUUGAAGGAGCAAGACGUUAAAGUACUAAGAGAAGGACUGAUGCUCGUUGUUCAGUGCAGACAGUUCCUCAAAUGGAGCUGUGUGUACGACUAUCUCCACACAGAGUAUGAUAUGGCGAAGAGAGAGUACCUGCGAUUCCUCCAAGAAAACGCGUCUGCCCUUGUCCACAGUUUCUCACAGGGUAUAAAGGAGGAAACAGAAGCCAAAGAGCUUACUCGCGGUAAGCUAUUGAGUGAGACAACCAACAUUGGGAACUACUUUUAUCAUUUCAUCAAGACUUUACGAGAAGGUUUAGCCGAGGUGAAGGCGAAGUCGUACGACAACUAUGGUGGUCCUUAUUGGUUGUGCGAUCGCUGCACAUAUGGAAACUCUUGGUUCGAGAGGGCCUGUAAGAUGUGCUGUGAUCCUACUGCAUCCAAUACGGACGAGCUAAGUGAUUGAUCUCUUAGCUAAAAGGUUUUAGGAGACAGGAACCUUGCAAUUUAAGUUCUUAAGAUUCUGUUUUUUCUUUUCUUUCUUUCUGCAGUUUUAGGGGGUUUGUACUGGACUACCAAAUUUUAAUGUCGAAUUGAAUUUUUUUUCUUUCUUGAUAGUUCAGAGUUACAAUGCUUUGUGAAAGCAACGUUUCUUCAACC
Molecule: messenger RNA, 1871 nt
Organism: Arabidopsis lyrata subsp. lyrata
Lineage: Eukaryota; Viridiplantae; Streptophyta; Magnoliopsida; Brassicales; Brassicaceae
Product: probable E3 ubiquitin-protein ligase ARI15
Exons: 3
Coding region: 118-1677 (519 amino acids)
Biological process (GO): positive regulation of proteasomal ubiquitin-dependent protein catabolic process; ubiquitin-dependent protein catabolic process; protein polyubiquitination
Cellular component (GO): cytoplasm; ubiquitin ligase complex
Molecular function (GO): zinc ion binding; ubiquitin conjugating enzyme binding; ubiquitin protein ligase activity
Source: RefSeq, a predicted model, not a curated record